AUGAACAGGGACGAUCUCUUCAUACCUGAAGGAGGAUUAAGGCAAUCAGCUAUUAAAAUCUUAAUAGUUAUCACCGAUGGCACUUCAAAUGAUCAUCCUCAUCUCAAAGGUGCUGUUGAAAGAGCGGAAAAGAAGAAUAUCAUCCGAUUUGCUGUUGGGAUCGGUGAAGCGUUUGAUGAUUUCGAGUCACAGCAGCAGUUAGAAAUGAUUGCAUCCGCUCCGGCUGCUGAAUAUGUGUUUAACGUCACUGACUUUGAUGCACUGGACAAUAUCCGUGAACAACUGGAAGAGAACAUCGCAAUUGAAGGAGUCCUAUCGACUGGAGAUUCUGCCACAAUGGAGUUCGCUCAGGAGGGAUUUAGUGCAGCAUUUGCAUCAAAUGUAAGCCUGAUUAUGAGUUCUGUGGGCGCUUUCCAAGGUAAGGGUGGAUAUCAAGAGUACUCUCAAAAUGGAGAUUCAUCAGACUUCCACAUGGGAAUUGAGCAAGAUAGUUAUUUAGGUUAUUCAAUGACAAUAGCAGCGCAGUCUAAGAAAAGGUUUGUUAUUAUGGGAGCACCACGAUUCAGGCAUAAAGGACAAGUGAGCAUUUCAGAAAUUGGAGAUAACACAACUAACAUGCUGGUGGAUUCGCCCAAGCCUCAGAUUGGUGCAUACUUUGGAGCCGAGGUCUGUGUAGUCGAUCUGAACUCUGACACGAAAACAGAUCUUCUAUUAAUAUCUGCACCCACAUAUACAGACACUCAUUCUGAAGGCAGAGUUUUUGUGUACAUUUACUCUCGACUGCCAUAUUUCAGUUUUUCUGGUGUGGUGCUGAUGGGCAUGGCCGGUCAGAGGGGUCGCUUUGGCUCUUCUCUGGCCAGUCCAGCAGAUCUGAAUGGUGAUGGUUUUAUGGAUGUGCUGGUUGGUGCUCCGUUAGAGGAGGAUGGACAGGGCAGCAUCUACAUCUUCAAUGGAGGCACAGAUCGAAUAAAUCCAACAUAUUCACAGAGGAUUCCUGGAUCAUCUGUGCGCUCUGGUUUACAGUUUUUUGGAUUAUCUCUGAGUCAGUCCUCUUUAGAUCACAGCGGAGACACUCUACCAGACAUUGCUGUUGGAUCUAAAGGAGCAGUUUUGAUUUUAAGGUCCAGACCUAUGGUGUCCGUGGUUUCAAAAGUAACCUACAGCAGCUCCACAAUCUCAACCAGUGAAACAAACUGCUCAAGACCUCUGGAGAACACCAUGACUGUGUGCUUUAACAUGAGUGGAUACAAACAUGCUAUUACAGAUUUGACUGCAAAUAUUGAGUAUACGUUAAAUCUGGAUGCCAAGCAAAAUAACCGCAGAGCAUAUUUCUUGAACAAAUCUCAUAUCCUUAGUGAUACUGUGAAGGUUACACUGGAGGAGGUGUGCAAAGACCAUCCUUUCCUCAUAGAGGCUUGUACAGAGUAUUUUCUCAACCCGCUUAUAAAUGAAUUAAAGUUUACUUUUGAGGGCCUGCCCUCUAAAAGACUGGACAACUUGAAGCCUGUUCUCUUACCAUGGACAAAAGACAAAUCACUCUGGAAGGUUGAUUAUGAUCUAAACUGUGAAACAGAUCUUUGUGUUGACAACCUCAAAGUGGACUUCAACUUAAAGGAAUCUUCAAACAUAGAGAUUGGGGUAAUGCAGGAGAUCAGUCUGUCUGUGUUUGUGGAGAACAGAGGAGAAAAAUCAAUCCACACUCAGUUCAGCCUCAUUUAUCCCUUCGGACUUUCCUACAGGAAAAUUAUGCCUCGGCUGGGCAGAGUGAAUUGUUAUUCUUCAGAUGGCAUUCAAGAAGUCUCAAAGGGAGAGACCGUUUGUCAGAUCAACAACCCUAUAUUUGAAGGAAACACUUCUGCGGUGUUUGACAUUCUUUAUAUUAUUAACAAAGAAAGUCAUUUUGGCCAAACUGUGACAUUCACAGCAUCUGUUUCCAGCGGCAAUGCGAAUCACUCUGAAAAGAGUGAGCUAUCAAAAAUAAAAAACAUUGGAGUAAAACAUGCUGUCUAUGUUGUCCUGCUGAGACAUAAAGAUUCCAGUUCUUACAUCAACAUCACAAGAGGGAAAAAUUAUCAUGAAAAACCAGUGAAACAAAUAGUGGAGGUGACGAAUGAGUUUAGAGAGCUAAAUGUAACUGUUUUCAUUAGAGUACCUAUUAAACUGGGAGCUAAAAACAUCUGGACUGAUAAAAUCCUACAGAUUCCAGGCUGCCUUAGGAAAAGUGACGAGCCGCCAACAAACCGUGAUUUUCUGACCGUUCUCAAAAAGACAAAUGUAUUAAACUGCUCUGUGGCGGUGUGUGCGGCGUUCAGGUGUGAUGUGAAUCUGAUGAGAAAUGAAAGGAAGUUCUAUAAUAUUUCAGGCAAUGUGAGCUCUGGAUGGAUUGAGCAGACUGGAAUUAGGUCGGCUUCUUUCGAGCUGGUCAGUACCGCAUCCCUGGAGUAUGAUGAGAAAAAAUACAUCUAUUUUUCUGAUUCCAUCAAUUCUGCAACGGUUUGCGAGGUGAGCACAUAUGUGGAAGUUUAUGAGGAACACUUUUUCCUAAAGGAGGUCAUUGGAGGAGUUAUUGGAGGAUUGUUUAUCGUCUCACUCAUCACAGCCGCACUCUAUAAGGCUGGCUUUUUUGAAAGAAAGGCCAAGCAGCAGAUAAAGGAUUUAGCGCAAGAUGCUGAUGAACUGGAAAAUCUAGAUUAAUACAUAUAAUACUCAGUUGAUUCAUGACUAACAGUUGA
Danio aesculapii is the source of this 2732-nucleotide messenger RNA. RefSeq names its product integrin alpha-X-like. Gene Ontology annotation, cellular component: external side of plasma membrane; integrin complex. The record is from RefSeq and is a predicted model, not a curated record. The transcript is spliced from 23 exons. NCBI's taxonomy places the organism in Eukaryota, Metazoa, Chordata, Actinopteri, Cypriniformes, Danionidae. Gene Ontology annotation, biological process: cell adhesion mediated by integrin; integrin-mediated signaling pathway; cell-cell adhesion. The coding region runs from base 1 to 2694 and encodes 897 amino acids. Gene Ontology annotation, molecular function: integrin binding.